Rhinopithecus roxellana (golden snub-nosed monkey) is the source of this 2051-nucleotide messenger RNA. RefSeq names its product ER membrane protein complex subunit 10 (gene EMC10). Bases 64 to 828 code for a protein of 254 amino acids. The record is from RefSeq and is a predicted model, not a curated record. The transcript is spliced from 8 exons. Gene Ontology annotation, cellular component: EMC complex. Lineage: Eukaryota; Metazoa; Chordata; Mammalia; Primates; Cercopithecidae.
CUCCCGGCGUGCCGCGCGGCUCCUGCCUUUCAGCCAUCCCUUCGCUGGUGGGAAGGAGCCGAGAUGGCGGCAACCAGCGCUGGGGCGACCCGGCUGCUCCUGCUCUUGCUGAUGGCGGUAGCAGCGCCCAGUCGAGCCCGGGGCAGCGGCUGCCGGGCCGGGACUGGUGCGCGAGGGGCCGGGGUGGAAGGCCGAGAGGGCGAGGCCUGCGGCACGGUGGGGCUGCUGCUGGAGCACUCAUUUGAGAUCGAUGACAGUGCCAACUUCCGGAAGCGGGGCUCGCUGCUUUGGAACCAGCAGGAUGGUACCUUGUCCCUGUCACAGCGGCAGCUCAGCGAGGAGGAGCGGGGCCGACUCCGGGAUGUGGCAGCCCUGAACGGCCUGUACCGGGUCCGGGUCCCGAGGCGACCUGGGGCCCUGGAUGGCCUGGAAGCUGGUGGCUACGUCUCCUCCUUUGUCCCUGCGUGCUCCCUGGUGGAGUCCCACCUCUCGGACCAGCUGACCCUGCACGUGGACGUGGCUGGCAACGUGGUGGGCGUGUCGGUGGUGACGCACCCCGGGGGCUGCCGGGGCCAUGAGGUGGAGGAUGUGGACCUGGAGCUGUUCAACACCUCGGUGCAGCUGCAGCCGCCUGCUACAGCCCCGGGCCCUGAGACGGCGGCCUUCAUCGAGCGCCUGGAGAUGGAACAGGCCCAGAAGGCCAAGAACCCCCAGGAGCAGAAGUCCUUCUUUGCCAAAUACUGGCACAUCAUCCUGGGGGGGGCCGUGUUGCUCACAGCCCUGCGUCCUGCUGCGCCAGGGCCCGCGCCACCGCCGCAAGAGGCCUGAUGGAUGUACAUCAUUCCCGUCGUCUUGUUCCUCAUGAUGUCAGGAGCGCCGGACACCGGGGGCCAGGGUGGGGGUGGGGGUGGGGGCGGUGGUGGGGGUAGUGGCCGGUGAGGGCCCAGGCUGGUCAGCUUCCCGUCCUGCACACCCAGGGGCCUCCCUUUCUGCUGGAGUCCCCUGUGUCCUCAGCCAUCCCAAGAGGGGUUUGCUGGUCCCUCCUUUCCCCCCGUCUCACGAGGCCCCUUGUCCUCUGCCUUCUUGCUGGCAGUGGAGCGGCUGGAUUGGGGCCUUUGGCACGGGAGCUGGUGUCUCCUGCGCCCGCCUCCCCCAUGGCCCCAUGCACCCCUAGGGGCUUCCCCCCUGCCUAUGGAAUAGAGCCCGAGAUCCCGGCCACUGUGCCAGCUCUGACCUCACAUCCCCCCACCCCGAGCCCGUGCAGUCUGGGAACAUGCCACCUUCUCUCCAGCCUCUGUGCCUUUGUUCCGGGUGGUCUCCCCCUCCUGUCCCUGGCUGGGUUAGGUGGUCCUGUCCAGGCUUCUGCAGCGCCCCCCUUACUUUGACACUGCACUAGGAUGCAGCCUCUCUUCUGUGUCUCCUUGAGGGGACAGAAGCAUGAAAGAGCCGGGGCUGGAUGGCCAGGGGCUUUUGGGCUUGGCUCCUAGCACGGCCCCCGCGGUCGUGGUUUGACAUGCCUGCCUGGUGCAGACAAGAAAUCCUUGCCUUUAGGGUGACAGGCCCUCCACAGGCCUCCAGACUUGAAGGAAAAGAUUUAAGAUAAAAAAAACAAAACCAACAGUUAGUGGAGUCAAAGGCCAGACACUGUAAAUAGAACCCCCUCCACCGCCCCCCGGCGCCCAGCAUCCUGCCUGGACUGCGGUGCUAUGAGGGGCUGUGGGCCUUUGCUGUGCGCUGCCCUCUCUGUAAGUCUAUUUAAAAACAUCGACAAUACAUUGAAAUGUGUGAACGUUUUGAAAAGCUACAGCUUCCAGCAGCCAAAAGCAACUGUUGUUUUGGCAAGACGGUCCUGAUGGCAAGACAGUCAAGACAGGCUUGACUGAAAUUCGCUGCUCACUUGAUACGUUAUGCAGAAACCCAAGGAAUGGCUGUCCCCAUCGUCAUGGCUGUAUGAAGCUCAGCUGUGCCGUGUGGCAGUUUAUUAAACUGGCCGCCAAAUCGACACUCAGCUGGCCUCCUGCAUUGUGUGGUUAUAAAUAGCACCCCAGUGA